AUGUCGCCUUACUCGUCCUCCAUUCACACGCAUGGGUCAAGACCUCAAAACUAUCAUCCAUCAAACCCGCAAAGGAAUGCUCGGGUUGAGCCUUCCGGAUCUGCAAACCAACCAGCCCAACAGGAUGUUGAGGCAACGCCAGUAGCAGAAGGUCAAACGCAAGCCGAUUCGAGCUUAUCAAUGGUGCGUAAUCUCUUAUCUCAAGUAUUACAUGGAGCCAUACCCGGUAACGGCAAUGGAGUGCCGCUACCACCAGAUUUUGUGAAGAUAGUAACCACUAUGAAGACAUUGGGGACUUACCACUUUGAAGGAGAGCCAGAUCUUUACCAGGCGGACACCAUUGUAGUAACCCUAGUGUGA
Microthlaspi erraticum is the source of this 360-nucleotide messenger RNA. NCBI's taxonomy places the organism in Eukaryota, Viridiplantae, Streptophyta, Magnoliopsida, Brassicales, Brassicaceae. The record is from the annotation of a GenBank genome assembly.